Messenger RNA from Mycena citricolor, 1726 nucleotides. NCBI's taxonomy places the organism in Eukaryota, Fungi, Basidiomycota, Agaricomycetes, Agaricales, Mycenaceae. The record is from the annotation of a GenBank genome assembly.
GGAGAAAGAUUUUGGCCGGUGCGGCUUGCAUGCGACCCUGCGGACGUGGAUGCGCGAAGUCUGGGAGGGAAGCCUCAGGAUAUUCCACAUGGGAGGGCGUCGGGUGCGGUAUGACCGCAUGUCACGUGGGAUCACCCGGCCCCCGAUCCCUGAAACGAUUUCUCUCCCAUCCACAUCGUUACCGAUGGCCCUAACUCUCCAGUCAACCCGCAAGUUGAACGACGGAAACGAGAUACCCAUCUUGGGUUUCGGUGCGUUUUGUGAGGACAGGAACAUACGAGCUGGAUGGCAGGGAAGCAUACGAUGCCGUUACUUGGGCUCUCGAGGCGAGCCUGCGCUCCCUUCCCCCGGGGCUUGUUUCUUACCACGACAGGUUCUAAUCUCCCAGGCUGGGUAUCGUCACAUCGACUCCGCAACCUGGUAUGAAAAUGAACGUGAGGUCGGUCAGGCCAUCCGCGAUUUCUGCGAAUCGACCGGCACACCACGCUCGGCGAUCUUCUAUACCACGAAACUGAAGCUCAACGACGGGUACGAGCCGACCCUGAAAGCCAUACAAUUUUCACUCGACGAAUGCGGCCUCGAGUACAUCGAUUUAUACCUGAUCCAUGGGCCCCUCGGCGGCCCUGCAGCGCGCAAGGAAUGCUGGAGGGCCAUCUGUGAUGCGCAAAAAGAAGGCAGGGUCAAGAGCAUCGGCAUCAGCACCUUUGGCGUCCGCCACAUCAAAGAAAUUCUGGAGAUGGGUCUCGCGGUACCGGCAGUCAAUCAGGUGCGCCCUGUCGGCCGCUUUUUUCAAGCAUCGACUGAUCAGUCAUACGAGAUCGACCUGCAUCCCUUUAUGAUACGCACUGAGAUCGUCAACCUCUGUCAUGAGCACGGAAUAUCGUUGGAGGCUUGGGCCCCUCUGGUGCGCGGUCUACGAUUCAAGCACCCUUCUAUUGUCUCGCUGGCCAAGAAACAUCACAAAGAACCAGCGCAGAUCCUUCUCCGCUACUGCCUACAAAAGGGCUAUAUCGCUAUCCCCAAGUCAUCGUCUCGCGCACGAAUCGCUUCAAAUACGAAUAUUUUCGAUUUUGCGUUGGAUGAGAAAGAGGUGGCUGAUCUAGAUGCUCUCGAUGAAGGACUUGUGACGGACUGGGAUCCCACCGAGUGUCCUUGAAUAUCUUUGCCUUUCAAUUGCGAACCGCGCACCGAAUGGAAUAAUAUACUUCCGGCGAUAUCUGAUCGCGGAAAAUAGUUCUCAAGCGCGGUCUUCAUCGCCACAGAGAUCGACACCCAUAUAAGCUCUCCCGGAGCCAACUUGCUCCCGGAGUGGUUAUCUGAUCAUGAUCCAAUGUCACGCGCCUACUUAUUGGGCCCAUUUCCAUGUUUCACCGUGCUCACGGUUGCGGAGAGUUUGCCUUGGGAUGUCUAACAAACUUGACGUUGCGCCUAACGAGCUUCUUAUGGUGGUGGCUGUGAAUCUUUGACUUGCCCGUUGUCCUGCUACCCAGGCACAUCGUUGACAAUGCGUUUGCCGCCCACUUACGGCCGACGAGCCCAUUCGGGUAUGUUGUCAUCCCCCGUAUUCUCCCCUGAGCACGACGUCCUGCGAUUGCCAGAGCCUCGCGUUGUCGUCGAGGCUGAGUUUCAUGAAGAGUCUCUGUCACGGCACUGGUACCGGUCUCAUAUCGAUGUUGCCAAUGCAUUUUGUGGCCGGACCGACUGCGUGAUGGACGUAUGACGACAU